This is a messenger RNA of Oryzias melastigma (Indian medaka), 5506 nucleotides long. RefSeq names its product adhesion G protein-coupled receptor D1 (gene adgrd1). Gene Ontology annotation, biological process: adenylate cyclase-activating G protein-coupled receptor signaling pathway; cell surface receptor signaling pathway. The record is from RefSeq and is a predicted model, not a curated record. Lineage: Eukaryota; Metazoa; Chordata; Actinopteri; Beloniformes; Adrianichthyidae. The coding region runs from base 370 to 3099 and encodes 909 amino acids. Gene Ontology annotation, molecular function: G protein-coupled receptor activity. The transcript has 26 exons. Gene Ontology annotation, cellular component: membrane.
GUUUGGUCCAGGAGCUCAGCGCGCUUUCACUGAUCUCCACUGCUGCUUGCAGUUUCAGCUGGAGGCUCAGGAACUCAGAGAAACUGUCAGAACUUGAACCUUUAUCGAGGAUUAUAACGUGUUUUUCUUGGACGUUCGGCUUCAAGUUUUACCAUGAUAGACCAACUUUUGGAGUUUUUCAGUCCCAACCAAGAACUAAACUUUUAAGAGCUUUCCAUUUACAUCUUUUUCUCCUUUAUUUAUUUAUUUUUUUCUGUUAUUGUUGGGUCUGGACAUAUGAAAUGAUAAUUCAUGUCUUGGAACAAUGACCGACUCCUCUUGGAUUUAUCUUGAGAUCUUUUAAGAAGUUGCACACUAUUCUUCACAGCCAUGGAAAUCUGUUUGCGCAUCCAGAUUUUUACAGCUAUUAUCUCCUACAUCAAGGUCUAUGCUCAUGUGGUGCCAAAUGGGAAGCAUCCAGGCCUGAAGGUGCUGGCCACAGCCUCACAUUAUUGGCCACUCGAUGCAGUGGAAGGGAUCCAUGAGCUGUGGGACCGGAUUGGAAACAGACCGGGUUUUAUUAACGGGAGUCACAUAACUCUCAGAAUCCACAACCACACUGUGCUCCCUUCUUCCAAUAACUCUUCCUAUGUGUAUACCAAUGACUCUGGCUACACUAACAUUUCUGCAACAGUAGACAUUGUUGAAGGAAUGGUCAACAAAGGCAUCUUUCUAAACGGUGAUAAUGGCGGCACCUUUCUUCACUUUGGAAACUACCAGAACUCUUGCAUUAGCGAUCCUACAUUUUGUGGCCCUGAGGGCAUAACCCUCUCGUUCUUUUGGAAAAACCAAGAGGCUGACUCUCGCUUUGCCAUGUCCUCUGGGGGCAAAGUUUAUUCAAACGGCUUCUCGGUCUACAUCAACCCUCUGGUGGGAUUUGUGGAGUUUUACACGAGAGGGAACAACCACAGAUGGAAGGUCAGCAUAAAGGUUCCAGGACCAUAUUGGACUCACAUUCUCUUUACUUGGACCAAGAGCGAUGGUCUGAAAGUCUAUAUUAAUGGGACCUUCACUGCUGGUGACCCAGUUGGCAGAGUUUCCAGAAAUUACGGAGACCCGUAUUCUGACCUGGUCAUUGGGACUGGCAAUAGUGAGGAUUAUGGUCAUUACCUCACCGGGGCCUUUGAUGAAUUUGUCAUCUGGGAAAGGGCCCUUUCGCCCCGUGACAUCUUGCACUACUACAAUGCAGCCACAGGUCAGGUUUUUGCCACGACUCUUGGAGACUCCGAAGAGGUUACUUCAACAGUUUCAACAGCGAGAGCCACUGCAGUGACUCCUCCUGUCCUCAGCAGUCACGGGGAAGCUGCCCAAAGUUCUUGGGGCCCGGACACCAAGCCAGUUCUGGAGUUCCUCACGGGACUGUCCAAUAAGACCAUUUCUCACAGCGCCGCCAGCAACCUCACACAGACCUUUCUCAAAAGUGUUGAAGAAGUGCUGAGUUCUCCAGGAUUUCCAGAGCAAUCAACCCCUGUGGUCAGCGGUCUGAUCCAGACAGUGGACCAAGUCAUGGAACACAUGGUGACUAACUUGAAGGCGAGCUCAGAUGCUCCCAUCUCCUUGGGAGGAACAUCUUUUGUUGCAGAUUACUCUCUGAUGAAAUUCCCCAAAAACUACAACCUGCCGCACUACCGCUUUCCCACGCAAGGGAAGAACUACAUCUCGGUGCCUGGGGAGGCCCUGGACAUGCAGUCUCAAACCACCAUUGUUGGCCUCUUCUACCACAAUAUGCAUAAAUACUACAAAGAGAUCAGUCCUGUCAAGACCAGGAUAAAUGAUGCCGUUGAUUUCAAGGAUCAUACGAUGGAGAUUGCAAGCCAUCUAAUCUCUCUAAAGGUGGAGCCCGUACCGGCGCUGUCAGUCAACCUGUCUGGAGCGCCACUCAUCAAGAUCGUCCUCACGCAUGUCUUGACCAACAAACAGCAGGACCAAGUACUGAACCAGAGCAAUAAAGUUUUCCUCUACUGCGCAUUUUUGGACUAUAGUUCUCAUGAGGGAGUGUGGUCCAAUGAAGGCUGUGUACGCUCAGAGGGGAACAUGUCUUACUCAGUCUGUCUGUGUAACCACCUGACCAACUUUGCUAUCCUCAUGCAAGUUGUGCCCUUGAAGCUUACUUCCAGCCACAUGAUGGCACUGUCAGUCAUUGGCUACGUGGGGUGCUCCAUUUCCAUCUUCUGCCUUGCCAUCACUCUGGUUACUUUUGCAGUUUUGUCAUCUGUUAGUACCAUGCGUAACCAACGCUACCACAUCCAUGCCAACCUCUCCUUCGCCAUCCUCGUGGCCCAGAUUUUACUGCUCAUAAGCGCUCGCUUUGAACCUGGCACGACGCCCUGUAAGGUCAUGGCGGUCCUGCUUCACUUCUUCUUUCUGAGUGCCUUUGCCUGGAUGCUGGUGGAAGGUCUUCAUCUGUACAGUAUGGUGGUGAAGGUGUUCGGAUCAGAGGGCAGCAAACACUACUAUUACUAUGUUAUUGGCUGGGGUUCUCCAUUCCUGAUCUGUGUCGUGUCCAUGACAUCAGCUCUUGACAGUUAUGGUGAAGUUGACAACUGCUGGCUCUCACUGAACAAAGGAGCCAUUUGGGCUUUUGUGGCACCUGCUCUUGUCGUCAUUGUGGUGAACAUCGGCAUCCUGAUAUCUGUCACCAGGAUAAUUUCUCGAAUUAGUGGGGAGAAUUACAAAGUCCAUGGUGAUGCCAAUGCAGCCAAGCUCACAGUCAAGGCGGUGGCUGUUCUCCUGCCAAUUCUGGGCAUUUCCUGGAUCUUUGGUGUUCUUGCUGUGAACACACACUCUUUGCCAUUCCUAUACAUCUUUGCUAUUUUCAACUCAUUACAAGGGUUCUUUGUCUUCUUGUUUCACUGUCUCCUUAACUCUGAGGUCAGAGCGGCAUUCAAGCAUAAAACCAAAGUGUGGUCUCUCACCAGCAGUUCCAUCCGAAACAUCAAUGUGAAACCCUUCCACUCUGAUAUCAUGAUUGAAAACAAAGAGGGAGUAACCCCCACUAAGAUGAACACAUGGGACAAGAGCACCAACUCCGCCAAUCGUUUUGACCUCUCCGCCAUGUGAACCAUUUUUCUUUGUCGUAGUUAAGUAAUCUGUGGCUCACUGGAGGGAAUUAUCCCCCCAUUGUGUUAUAAAAUUAGCUGUGUGCUCAUCCAAUCCAAUACAACUUUUGAUUUGUAGAUUUACCUUUUUGAUCACCUUUUUAAAGUCUGUCUUUUACUUUUUUAUACUGAAAACAUUUUGUUCUUUCACAAGAAAAAAAUAGAGAAAGGAGGACAUGAAAAAUAUCUACAAGUUAUUUAUAUACAAGAUAGUGUCACUGUUUUUUUUCCAUUUGUUUGUUUCACAGCAAAUCUUUACACUUUGUAAAAGCUUAUCAUUGAAAAGACUCAUAAAACUCAGUAUGGUGUUAAAUAAACAGUAUUCCAUAAAACACGUCUCUAACAAUACUUGAUGGAUGCAACCUGUAUAAUCUUUUAACUCUACUGUAUAACAGAUUUUUUUUUUAAAUCAUUGGAAAAUCCAACAAAAUAUGUUGACAUCUGAAACUUUUCUAUUGAAACAUGCUAAUGAGUUCACUACAGUUUAACUUACUUUGAAAACAAAAUAAAAAAAUACAAUUAAGAAAUUAAACUAAUUACCAGUAAUGACAGUAUUAUAAAUAAGAAGUAAUACAUAAGAAAAAAAUAAGAAUAAAGUUAAAAAACAUCCAAUCUAUGAUUGAGACUUCAUAAAUGUUGCAGUAUUUUGUUAAUCACAUACAGGAAACCCACACAUACAGUUUAAAUAGCACCUUGGUAUUCAGCACAAUAAUAAACUACUUUUCAAAACAAUCAAAUAUUCCUUUUCUGUUUGAGAUUUUGAGUGUUAAUGCGCAGGACACUCUGAUAUAAAGUGGAGCUGGUCAAUUUCGAACUAUAAUUUAUGUUAUUGUAAGCUAGAUUGUCACUCCUUUACCUCUGUGGGUAACAUUUGGUGUGAGGUGUUUGUGUUGGUUUGCUGUGUCUGCUUGUUUAUUGAAAUAUGGCAUUGUGUAAUAUUUAUACAGCGUAGCUUUUUUCUUAAGUGCUUAAAGAACGUUUGUUUGAGUUGUGAUUUUUUUUUUUUACUACCAGAUUACAAAUUAGCCUAGUUUAUGCUUUCUAAUCAUCCAUUAUCUUUAAGCUUUUAGCUUUUGAACUUAAGUUAGGAGGAUUCACCACCUAACAUUUGCAUGGCUAAAUGUAUUUUUACAGCAGAGUUUCGUUUUUCUGCUUAGAAGCAUCUUAGAUUUACAAUUCCUACAUUUUCUUUUGUUUUCUUACACAUCGUACUCAAAUUUAUUUUCUUCUUUUUUUAUUUAUUUUUUUUUCUGUUUGUGUAUUUAAUCUAAUAUGAAAAUGCGGAGAGGACCAUAUGAGAUUUUGUCCUGCUAGGAAAUAUUUAGAACCUUAUAAGCAAAACAGCGUGUACUUUCAUUUUCAUAUAAGCAAGUGUUGUGUGUCUGUGCAAAAAAUGAACCAAACUGAUUGGCUUAGCAUUCAGUAAAUGUGAGUUUUGUAGGUCUUUCAUCUUAAAUGACUUCCUAUUUCUUCUUCUUUUUUAAUAGUGCAAACAGGGGAUUUGAAAAAUAUCUACAAAAAAAUAUAAAUUUUCAAAAAUGUGAGAAGUUGAGUACUUUUGAGUUGCAGAUAAGUGCAAAAAUAGAAAGAAACCGCUGCAUCUUAGCCAAUAAAAAUUUAAACAAGUUCUUUAAAUGGAGCGUUAUAUUAUUGCAUCAAAAUUUCUACUAGCUAGUAAAUGUGUUCAUCAUAAUCCAUGCAAAACUAAACUUUUUGAGGGUGAAAGUAACCAGAAUUCAAAUAAAAUACACAGCUGUUGACAGCACGAAGCAUCAGCAUAUGUUUAAAUUAAAGUGUUCAUUUGACUCUGUUGGUGUAUUUAUUUAUUAUAUUUUGUGAUUCUCGCUGACUCUUCAUCUGUCAUGUCCUAUCAAGACUUAUAAAAAUUUUUGAAAAGUGUUUUUUCCAUGUUUUCAAUUGCGAUCCGUGUUGUACCCCUAAAAAGUAUUCUUGAUGUACCUCACGUCCUUGUAUGCUACCACACCGUAGGCUGAAGUAUUCAAUGUGUAGUGACUUUUGUUUAUGUAUGCAACACAAUUCUGUGAAUUUUUUUAUGUUAGUUGUAGAUGUCUCUGUUGCUAAUAUCUUUUAAACAUUCUGAUGUUUUUGUAUAUUAUAAUAGUUUGCUCUACGACACAUUGACUCAAGCUUGUUGCUGUUUUUCUUAGUUUGUUAGACUUUGUUCAAAAAUGUUCUUACACUGUGCCAACAUAAAAAUGUAAAAGUAUUUACUGUAAUUCACUCUGGUUCAUAACUUUUUUUUUUUCAAAUGAAGUAUUUUAUUAUCAAUGUGCUUAUGUGUAGCCUAUUGUGAUUUUAUGGUACUGCAGUUCCAACGUUCCAUAUUAAAAGUUGUUUAGAACAAGAAA